AUGGGUGCGUCACAAAGUCGAGGCCCCACGACUCCCCAAGGUGUCACAGGUUCAGCGCUGCAGACACAACUGGAGAAGGAAGGGAUGUUGGGAUUAGGAGGUCUGGGCAUCAUCCGCCAUAUUGUCAGCCAUCAGACACCUGGAUCCGUUAUCCGCGUCAUAUGGAACAGAGAGCAUAGCACCCUGCAACACGAGUAUCUCCUACUGCGCAUCAAAGUCCAAGAUGUAGCAGAGAUCUCAUGGGUUAGACUUGAACGAAUGGGCGACUUAGGCAAGCAAGCACCAAACAGCGAAGCGAAAUUGAUGUUUAUACCGGCACCUACUAUGUCGAGUCUUGUUCACCAUGACGACAAGACUAUACAUGAUGUCGACCUGGAAUCUUCCCCGCCAACUCUGGCGAACAUGGCCAACAUACUCUCCAUCAUCCACCAAGUGGCGUCCGACUACACCUUCCUUCACCAUAAUUGUUGGUGGUUUGCUAGACAAACCUUCACCGUUCUCUUCACUCGUUUCAUGCCUGAUGGAGCCGAAAAGAAGAGACUUCGGGGGAAGUGUAGGAUCAAGAAUCUAGAGCACGCAGAGGCACCGUAUCAUUCUGCGUGGCGUGGGCGGUUGAUCCGAGGAGGGCUGUUGCUUGUUACUGUACCUGUGUUUCCUAUUGCUUGGCCAGUCAUUAUUGUAGGAACGGCAAGCAUUUCCGGAUAUGCGAUGUUUGUUCUUUGGAAGACUUCGAGAAAGAUCGAUGCCCAGAUCGAUGAUUAUUUGCACAAUGUGGCGGACUGAUUAC
This is a messenger RNA of Colletotrichum godetiae, 787 nucleotides long. RefSeq lists its product as uncharacterized. The transcript has 2 exons. NCBI's taxonomy places the organism in Eukaryota, Fungi, Ascomycota, Sordariomycetes, Glomerellales, Glomerellaceae. The record is from RefSeq and is a predicted model, not a curated record. The coding region runs from base 1 to 783 and encodes 260 amino acids.